Molecule: messenger RNA, 1875 nt
Organism: Selaginella moellendorffii
Lineage: Eukaryota; Viridiplantae; Streptophyta; Lycopodiopsida; Selaginellales; Selaginellaceae
Exons: 11
Coding region: 33-1649 (538 amino acids)
Cellular component (GO): plastid
Source: RefSeq, a predicted model, not a curated record
CUUCUUUGGGUUCAUUAGUAAGCCCUAGUGGAAUGGCGCUUGCGAUUUCUUCCGGCCGCGGCAAGGCGAUCCAGCUCCAGCCGGUCUCGCACAUCGCGUUCGUGGUACGUGACGCUGCUGAUUCGGCCAAUGUGCUGCUUGUGCGAUCGAUCGCUGCUGCCGAUCUGGAGCCGGGCGACUCCGAAAUCUGGGACCUUCCCUGCUUCGAUCUGCCGAGGCUCGGCAAGCGGCAGCAGCUGAGAGGCAGCAUUGAUCAUCCACAGCUCGUUUGCAGCGUGGAGGCGGCUCUUCGAGAGGCUGGAGUGAGAAAUUUUGCCAUUGAGGAGGCUAUUGAGAAGGUGCAAGCGCUGGUGCCUACGCCUUUACAUUUUGUCAGCCUUUGGAAAAUUGUUAGAGAGCCAGAUUUUGGACCCAGGGCCCCGAUACAAACCGUGGUGUUGAUCGUGGAAGCACCACGAUAUGUGUCGUCCUUGGGUUCUUGUGAGUGGUUUGAUCCUCAGAGAGCGCUGGAGCUGCUUGUGAAUGAGACUCGUGAUGCCGAACGCGUCGGUGUUCUCGCUGCUAGUUUUUUCUAUCCCUUGUUUCCAAAGGGUACUUGCAGCGAUCUUAACUUGGAGUGUUUCUACCAGGAGUAUCCCCCAGGAGUGUUAGUCAUUCCUAUGCUGUCGCGAACUUUGAAGCCUUUUUGCAAAACUAACUUGGUCAUAAGCGCACCAACGAGUUCACGGUUUUUAGAUGCGGACGUGAACAUCAAUGAUAGUACAUUUACUGGACAGGCUUUGAUUGUAGAUCCUGGUUGCUCAGUUCCGACAUAUAACGAGCUGGUUGCAAUCGUUAGAUUAUUGCCCAAAAAGCUAUUUGUUUUUCUAACUCAUCACCACCUAGAUCACACUGAAGGUCUCCCCGCUGUUAAACGAGCCAACUCCGAGGCCAUUGUCAUAGCGCACGAGAAAACUCUCAAGAGAAUUGGUCCAGCUCUUUAUGGCAUCAAGUAUGUAUCAGUAACUGGUGGAACGAAGCUACUUAUCAGCGGACAACGUUUUGAGAUCAUUGCCGCUCCUGGCCACACGGAUGGACAUCUUUGUUUGUUUCACCUCGAAACUCGGACUCUUGUCGCUGGCGACCACUGUGUGGGUGAAGGAAGUUCCAUUGUUGAUGGCAACUCUGGAGGAAAUCUUCAUGACUACAUGAACACUAGCCAUCGCCUGUUGGAGCUCGCGCCUAAGGUAGUGGUGCCGAUGCACGGACGGCCCAAUCUCUUGCCUUUGCAGCUUCUCAAAGGAUACAUAAAGCAUCGACAAACCAGGGAAGCUACUAUCUUAAAGGCUAUCGAGGCCGGCGCAACGAGUGCGUUCGCCAUAGUUUCUAGUGCGUACAAGCAGACAAACAUAUUGCUCUGGCCAGCAGCGUUGAUCAACGUAAAGGUUCACGUCGACCACCUGCAAAGGCAGCAAAAGCUACCACAGGGGUUUUCCGUGGAGAAAUUCAAGCGUAGCUGCGGACUCGCUUUCAAAGUGCGAUGGUUUGCGAGAUUCGUCGGUUCGUACGCUUUCCAGCGUAACGCAUGGAGACUCCUGGUAUGCCUUGCCGCGAUUUUCUUCGUUUGGUACAAAUGGGGCCAGGGAUCGGGCGAGGAAGAAGAGUGGUGAAUCUACCAACUUUGAUAGGUGACUAUAAAACUCUCUUAUACAGCAUGGGACUAAUAUAAUGCUCCUGACAAUGUUAUAAACAAUGUAUAUACGCAAAUUUCUUCCUUCUAGAACAAGGUGGUGGAUCGUCAAAGCUCUAAGAUAUGAUAUAUCCAAUCAGACAGAGAAACUCUAGCUGCUGUUACUCUAUACGUGUAACAAUGAUAAUAGCUGGUCUUGUAAACAA